This is a messenger RNA of Sardina pilchardus (European sardine), 1203 nucleotides long. It is a transcript of the gene prdx1, whose product is annotated as peroxiredoxin 1. The record is from RefSeq and is a predicted model, not a curated record. Gene Ontology annotation, biological process: cellular response to stress; response to oxidative stress; leukocyte activation. Gene Ontology annotation, cellular component: cytosol. Lineage: Eukaryota; Metazoa; Chordata; Actinopteri; Clupeiformes; Clupeidae. The coding region runs from base 52 to 651 and encodes 199 amino acids. The transcript is spliced from 6 exons. Gene Ontology annotation, molecular function: thioredoxin peroxidase activity.
AUGAGGGGGUUGUAAUAUUCUCGAGAACAGAGGACCAACGCAUAAGAAAAGAUGGCUGCUGGCAAAGCUCAGAUAGGAAAGCUGGCUCCAGACUUUACAGCCAAGGCUGUGAUGCCGGAUGGCCAAUUCAAGGAUCUGAAGUUGUCUGACUACAGAGGGAAAUAUGUGGUGUUCUUCUUCUAUCCACUGGAUUUCACCUUUGUGUGUCCCACGGAAAUCAUUGCUUUCAGUGAUGCAGCAGAAGAGUUCAGGAAGAUUGAUUGUGAGGUCAUUGGCGCCUCUGUUGACUCUCAUUUCUGCCAUCUUGCCUGGAUCAACACACCUCGGAAACAAGGUGGUCUUGGUCACAUGAAGAUUCCAUUGGUAGCGGACACCCUUCGUUCCAUUUCGACAGAUUAUGGUGUGCUGAAAGAGGAUGAGGGCAUUGCCUACAGAGGUCUCUUCAUCAUUGAUGACAAGGGAAUUCUGAGGCAGAUCACAAUUAAUGACCUCCCAGUGGGCCGCUCAAUUGAUGAGACCUUGCGCCUGGUUCAGGCAUUUCAGUUCACCGACAAACACGGAGAAGUUUGCCCAGCAGGUUGGAAACCAGGAAAAGACACCAUCAAACCUGAUGUCCAAAAGAGCAAAGACUUCUUCUCCAAACAGAACUGAGAAGACCAGACUCUGCAUUUUAGUUUAGUUCAUGUUUUUUUUUCUUUUUUUUUGAAGAAUGGAAGAAAACAUUCCUUUACCAUACUGUAAGCCAGUCUAUUGUGACUGUUAGCCUUAUGCCAAUGUGAACAAACUUGUCAUUGCCUGUUAUUAAGUUAAACUGUAUUGUGUAUCGGUAUUGUGUUUUGCUCUCCCUUAACAUAUUUGCAUUGUGUUUUGUUUAAAAAGAAAUUACUUGACAUGACUACUGACAUGGGUCCCUUUCAAUGAAUUUAUUGCUUGUUCACACACGCACAGAUGCUCCCCUGUUGCACAAUACCAGAAAGAGAUAGGGGAGGGUUGGCAACCCAGGUCAAAGUUCACUUUAUUAGCAUGCAUACAAAUGUGCUCUAUUCCAAAAUGAGUAGGCUAAUGUGUGACAUUCUUUGGUGAUUCAUGGUGUUGCAGCAUUAUGUGGCUCACUAUCCAAAACAUUUCCAUAAGACAGCCUAAAUGCAAAUGCAGUAUACGAUAAUGACUUUUCUAUUAAAUGAUAAUACUUUUGAUGAUGAA